Molecule: messenger RNA, 382 nt
Organism: Urocitellus parryii (Arctic ground squirrel)
Lineage: Eukaryota; Metazoa; Chordata; Mammalia; Rodentia; Sciuridae
Gene: Dapl1
Product: death associated protein like 1
Biological process (GO): cellular response to amino acid starvation; apoptotic signaling pathway; negative regulation of autophagy
Molecular function (GO): death domain binding
Source: RefSeq, a predicted model, not a curated record
CACUGGCAGGAGCUAUGGCAAAYGAAAUGCAAGAAGUACAAGUUCUGCUGUCCCCACUGAAAGGGGGCCAUCCUCCUGCAGUCAAAGCUGGAAGGAUGCGAAUUCCCAAAAAGCAAGAAAUGGGUGUCUUGGAGAGACAUACCAAAAAAACAGGAUUGGAGAAAACAAGUGCCAUUGCAAAUGUUGCCAAAAUACAGACGCUGGCAGCCCUGAAUGACACACUGGACAAGCUCAACCAUAAAUUUCCAGCCACAGUGCACAUGGCACAUCAAAAACCCACACCCGCUCUGGUGAAGGUCACUCCACUGAAAAAGAUCUACAUUAUUCAGCAGCCUCGGAAAUGUUAAGCUAGGAUGUGGGACGUAAAAUACAGCCACCUGGC